Malaclemys terrapin pileata is the source of this 976-nucleotide messenger RNA. RefSeq lists its product as uncharacterized. The transcript is spliced from 2 exons. The record is from RefSeq and is a predicted model, not a curated record. Lineage: Eukaryota; Metazoa; Chordata; Testudines; Emydidae. The coding region runs from base 49 to 942 and encodes 297 amino acids.
CGUAGCAGUAAAAGAAAUGGCAAAGUAUUAGAAAAGGUCUUCAAGGCCAUGAAGUACCGAGGCCAUAAUAGGGACACACACCAGUGCCGCGUGAAAAUUAAGGAGCUACGGCAAGCCUACCACAAAGCCAGAGAAGCAAAUGGAAGGUCCAGGGCAGAGCCGCAAACUUGCCGCUUCUACGCGGAGCCGCAUGCCAUUCUAGGGGGUGCAGGCACCACUACCCCAACCAUGUGCUACGACUCCCUCACUGGAGAAACACACAGGGAAGAGGGUUCGGGGAACGAGGAAGAUGAGGAUGGAGGUAAUGUAGGUAGCUCACAGCAGCAAGGAAGCGGAGAAACCGGUUUCCCCAACAGCCAGGAUAUGUUUGUCACCCUGGACCUGGAACCAGUAACCCCCGAACUCACCCAAGACCCUGAGGGCACACAGGGGACCUCUGCUGCAAAUGUUUCUCCUUCACAGAGGCUAGUGAACAUUAGAAAGAGAAAACGGAGGACGCGGGACGAUAUGUUCACGGAGCUCCAGAUGUCCUCCCACGCUGAUAGAGCACAGCAGAACGCGUGGAGGCAGUCAAUGUCAGACAUGAGAAAAGCACAAUAUGAACGAGAGGAGAGGUGGUGGGCUGAAUCGCAUGAUGAAAAGAGCAAGUGGCGGGCUGAAGAUGAUAGGUGGCGUCAGCUUGCAGACAGAAGGCAAGAGUCAAUGCUCCGUCUGCUGGAGCAUCAAACUGAUAUGCUCCAGCGUAUGGUUGAGCUGCAGGAAAGGCAGCAGGAGCAGAGACCGCCGCUACAGCCCCUGUGUAACCAACAGCCCUCCUCCCCAAGUUCCAUAGCCUCCUCACCCAGACGCCCAAGAACACGGUGGCGGGGCCUCCGGCCACCCAGUCACUCCGCCCCAGAUGAUUGCCCAAGCAUCAGAAGACUGGCCUUCAAUAAGAAUUAAAGUUUUAAAAUGCAGUGUGUCCUUUUCCAUCCCU